Messenger RNA from Guillardia theta CCMP2712, 281 nucleotides. RefSeq lists its product as hypothetical. The record is from RefSeq and is a predicted model, not a curated record. Gene Ontology annotation, cellular component: mitochondrial inner membrane. Bases 43 to 213 code for a protein of 56 amino acids. Lineage: Eukaryota; Cryptophyceae; Pyrenomonadales; Geminigeraceae. The transcript has 3 exons.
GUGUUCCGUCCUCUGAGAGGAGGCGAUCACCACCACCAAGAGAUGGCGGACCCUGCCAAGUACGGGCAUUUCCCCAUUCCCCACGUCUCGAGCAUGCACAAGAACUUGGCAAAGGGGUUCGGCACGGUUUUUUGGUUUUGGAUUUUCUAUCGAACUUAUCAUGACGGAAAUGCCGUGUUUCUUGGUCACCAUCCAUUUCAUGAGGAGCAUUGAGAGCCUCGAUGACUAGCGAUAGUCGGAGAAUUUUGUGCUGAUGUUGCGGGAAUAAACGGGAGAGACAG